Thamnophis elegans (Western terrestrial garter snake) is the source of this 907-nucleotide messenger RNA. RefSeq names its product pterin-4 alpha-carbinolamine dehydratase 1 (gene PCBD1). NCBI's taxonomy places the organism in Eukaryota, Metazoa, Chordata, Lepidosauria, Squamata, Natricidae. The record is from RefSeq and is a predicted model, not a curated record. Gene Ontology annotation, biological process: tetrahydrobiopterin biosynthetic process. The transcript has 4 exons. The coding region runs from base 257 to 571 and encodes 104 amino acids. Gene Ontology annotation, molecular function: 4-alpha-hydroxytetrahydrobiopterin dehydratase activity.
CAGACAGGAGCGAGUAGGAGCCUCAAGCGGCCAGACGUCCGGGAGCUUCCCCCAAUCCCGAGACCAAAGGCUGCUGGGCAGCCUUCUCAUUACAGCACGCCUGCGUUUGGCCUCUCUUCCACGGAGGGAACUGAGCCCUCCGACCCGCCCCACCUCCGCCUGCAGCGCAUUGGUCCGAGCCUUUCCUCCGCCUUCCCGAGCUGCCCUGGAAAUCACCGGCGCUUUCCUGGCUUUUGCGCUCCGCGAUUUGCCAGCCAUGGCAGGAAAAGCUCACCGACUGAGCGGAGAAGAAAGAGAACAGCUCCUGCCAAAUCUCAGAGCAGUAGGAUGGAAUGAAGUGGAAGGCAGAGAUGCUAUCUACAAGGAGUUCCAUUUCAAGGAUUUUAAUCGGGCCUUUGGAUUUAUGACCAGAGUAGCUCUACAAGCAGAAAAACUGGAUCAUCAUCCUGAAUGGUUUAAUGUUUACAACAAAGUUCACAUAACCUUAAGUACACACGAGUGUGCUGGUUUAUCUGAACGGGACAUCAACUUGGCCAGUUUCAUAGAGCAAGUUGCAAACACGCUAGCCUAAAGGGCUCACCCCAUAUACUAUGUACUACAGAUUGUAAAGGUAGCUCCUGCAUCUUAACCUGCCAGAAAGUAUCAUGACCAACGUAACCUGCCCUCCGUAUCCAAUUAAUAUGGGAAAACCCAUCUUUUUGUGGACGCUUCAUAUUUGUUUACUGUAAGGUCAUACCUUGAAAUAGGCACCAGUAUUGCAAAUUCAUUAUAAAUCGGUCAUGUGUCAUUAUCUGUCUCUCGGGUUCUUUAGUCUGUAAUCCUGUUUAGCAGUAUUAAGUAGGUGCAGGGGAAGUUGCCUGUGGUUGUCAGUUUUAAUAAAGCCUGUUCUUACACAAUCUAUUGGAAA